This is a messenger RNA of Rhinocladiella mackenziei CBS 650.93, 213 nucleotides long. RefSeq lists its product as uncharacterized. The transcript has a single exon. Bases 1 to 213 code for a protein of 70 amino acids. NCBI's taxonomy places the organism in Eukaryota, Fungi, Ascomycota, Eurotiomycetes, Chaetothyriales, Herpotrichiellaceae. The record is from RefSeq and is a predicted model, not a curated record.
AUGAACACGGGCUGGGGCAUCCGUGUUGUCGAAGGCGUCAACUGGGGCUCUGUGACUUACCUUGGACUUAUUCAGGUCAGUUUCAGUGCUGUUGCGGGAGUUGUUUACAGCGCCGUCACCCACGACGUUGGAGGAGGCUUUAGCAUAGCUGCGUUCCUGGGCAUGCUGCCGACAUUGGGUAUACUUUUGGUACAGCUGAAACCGGUUGUGUAG